GGUGGUGUUUGAUGACUUUCAACAACUAUCGUAAAAAUCACUUGUACUUUUUUUUUUAUCUUUUGGGUUUAACAACCAACUCCACAACUUAAGCCAAUGGUAGAGUUCAACUUUUCCAUCACCGCAUAUUUAUGUUGCAUUACAUUUUUUCUUGACUAUAUAAAUCUAAAUAAUUAUAUUUGUCAAAUGCUUACAAUUGAAUCCAUAUGGCUCACACUAUGCCAAUUUCAAUAACAUAUGAAGAAACAAAAUUAGUAGUGCCAACAAUAACAACACCUCAUGAGACAAAAUAUCUUUCUGAAAUAGAUGAUCAAGGGAGUACACGUUUUCACAGUCACUUAUUAAUAUUUUACAAAUAUAAUUCUUUAAUGGAAGGUAAAGAUCCAGCAAAAAUUAUUAAAGAUGGAUUAUCUAAAACACUUGUGUUUUAUUAUCCAUUAGCUGGUAGACUCAUUGAAGGGCCUAAUAAAAAGCUUAUGGUAAAUUGCAAUGGUGAAGGAGUCUUGUUUAUUGAAGGUAAUGCUAAUGUGGAGCUUGAAAAAUUAGGUGAAUCUAUUAAACCACCAUGUCCAUAUUUGGAUUUACUACUUCAUAAUGUUCCUGGUUCUGAUGGAAUUAUUGGUUCUCCUCUUCUUUUAGUUCAGGUGACUCGUUUUAGUUGUGGUGGAUUUGCUAUUGGAUUUAGAGUUAAUCACACAAUGAUGGAUGCUUAUGGCUUCAAAAUGUUUCUACAUGCAUUAAGUGAAUUAAUUCAAGGAGCUUCAACACCUUCUAUAUUACCUAUAUGGCAAAGGCAUCUCUUAAGUGUUACAUCACUAUCACCAAAUAUUACAUGUACUCACAAUGAAUUUGAUGAAGAAACUCCAUCAAAAAUUGCAUGGGAAUCAAUCGAAGACGAGUUGAUACAACAAUCAUUUUUCUUUGGAAAUAAGGAGAUUGAAGCUAUUAAAAAUCAACUUUCUCCAUAUUGUGGAAGUACAAAAUUCGAGUUAUUAGUAGCAUUUUUAUGGAAAUGUCGUACUAUUGCUCUCGAUUUGCACCCUGAAGAAAUUGUUCGUUUGACGUUCUUCGUUAGUAUACGUGGAAAAUUACAAAAAUAUAAAUUACCAUCCGGAUAUUAUGGUAACGCGUUUAUUUCGCCAGCUACGAUAUCAAAAGCAGGAUUAUUAUGUUCAAAUUCAUUGACAUAUGCAGUUGAAUUGGUGAAGAAACUUAAAUAUGAUAUGAAUGAAGAGUACAUAAAAUCAUUGACAAAUUUAAUGGUGAUUAAAGGAAGACCUAAGUUAUCAAAAUCAUGGAAUUUUAUUGUGUCAGAUAAUAGAUUUGUUGGAUUUGAUGAAAUUGAUUUUGGAUGGGGAAAACCUAUAUUUGGAGGGGUUUCAGAAAAAAUAUCUUUAAUUAGUAUUGGUAUUCCUAUUAAUAAUGAAAAGGGAGAAAAAGGUAUUUUAGUAGCAAUAAGUUUGCCUCCUUUGGCUAUGGAAAAAUUUCAAAAAAUUGUGUAUAAUAUGAAUUUUAAAAAUGUAGGAACCAACAUAAUUUCAAAGAUGUAGAUGAAUUUUGAAUUCAUCAAUGAUUAAAUCAAAAUUAUAUAUGGAGAUGGUACUAUAUGUUCGAUUAUUUUUCUAUUAGAA
Solanum lycopersicum (tomato) is the source of this 1631-nucleotide messenger RNA. RefSeq names its product methanol O-anthraniloyltransferase. The record is from RefSeq and is a predicted model, not a curated record. Gene Ontology annotation, molecular function: acyltransferase activity, transferring groups other than amino-acyl groups. Lineage: Eukaryota; Viridiplantae; Streptophyta; Magnoliopsida; Solanales; Solanaceae.